CUCGGCAGUACUUAUAGGCAGCCAGCGACUUAGUUCUCACAGAUUCUCAGCGGGUAGAGCGAGUUCAAUGACGCCCUGUUUGUUCCCUGGCUUAUGUAUGGCUCAAUACACGCAACGAGCUGAUUGAUUGUGUUUUCGAAGACUCCAUUUUUUCUUUCGAACGAUUCGUGCGUCGCUUUCAGUGUAGAGCACCACAGAGACACAGAGAGAGAACCUCGGCUUUUUGGUGUGUGCGUGUUCUGUAUUCAUUCUUGACAGCAGCAUCUCUGAUUAGUAGAUUGUUGAUUGAUCAUCACUCAAGAUGAAGUCGGCUGCUUGCCCCUUUUUGAACAAGUUUUCAACCACUUCCAUCAGGCAGUUUGCCCCACUGUUCCUGAAUUAUGUGGAGAAAUGCCCAGUGAUGAUGACCCAAACUCGUCAACAGUGGACCAUCAACAAACAAAAUGCUGCCCCUGAGGUGGAGAGCCAGAACAAUGAGUGCCCAUAUGUGACCGAUGCUGAGGUGACAGUGACUGAGGCCCCAAAGGUUGCUCAGGAUGACACCAUCAACCAGCAACUUCUGAAAGUGAAGCCCCAUGGGAAGAAGCAUGAACUUGACCAAGCCACCUCAAGAUUCUUCAACUAUGAAGGAUUCUUUGCCAGCCAGCUGCAGAAGAAGAAAGAUGAGCACACCUACCGCAUCUUUAAGAAGGUGAUGCGUGAUGCCUCUUCCUUCCCUCAGGCCUAUGAGCACAGCGCCGGCAUCAGCAAGGACAUCACAGUCUGGUGCAGCAAUGACUACCUGGGAAUGAGCUGGCACCCCAAGGUCAAGGAGGCAGUCAGUGAGGCCCUGAUGAAGCAUGGUGCUGGUUCAGGUGGGACACGCAAUAUCUCUGGAAACUCACCCCUCCAUGAGGAGCUAGAGAGAGAGCUAGCCAAACUUCACCAGAAAGAGGCUGGCCUUGUUUUCACUUCCUGCUAUGUAGCCAAUGACACUACCCUGUUUACUCUUGGAAAACAUCUUCCAGGUAUGCACUUCUUCUCUGACGCUGGAAACCAUGCCUCUAUGAUACAAGGCAUCAGAACCAGCAUGGCCAAGAAACAUGUGUUCCGACACAAUGAUCCUGACCAUCUGGAGGAGCUCUUGAAGAAGGUGGAUCCCAAUGUACCAAAAGUUGUGGCCUUUGAAACUGUUCAUUCUAUGGAUGGUUCGAUUUGUCCCACUGUUGAGAUGUGUGAAGUGGCCCACAAGUAUGGAGCUCUGACCUUUGUUGAUGAGGUUCAUGCCGUUGGCAUGUAUGGUGAACAUGGAGCUGGUGUUGGGGAGCAAGACAACUGCCUGGACAAGAUGGACAUCAUUUCAGGAACUCUGGGCAAGGCAUUUGGCAACAUGGGAGGCUACAUUGUUGGAUCAGCUAAAUUGGUUGACAUGAUAAGAAGUUUUGGUGCUGGAUUUAUAUUUACCACCUCUUUGCCUCCUACGGUGUUAAAAGGUUGCCUAGCAUCUGUGAGGGUUCUAGCAAGUGAUGAAGGUAGAGAACUCAGAGCUAGACAAAAACGCAAUGUGAAAUACCUCAGAGAGAAACUUGUUGCUGCUGGACUUCCUGCCUCACACAGCCCAAGUCAUAUAAUUCCCAUCAUGGUUGGAGAUGCUCAGCUGUGCACUCAGAUUUCAAAUGACCUGAUUACCAAGUAUGGCAUCUAUGUCCAGUCCAUUAACUACCCAACUGUAGCCAGGGGCACUGAAAGAUUACGUGUGGCCCCCACACCUCACCAUACCAAGGCUAUGAUGGAUGAAUUUGUGGCUAACCUGACUGAAUUAUGGAAGGAAACUGGUCUACAUUUGUACGGCCAUGUAUGUCCCAACACCUGCAGCAACUGUAACAAGGAGCUGAGCAUCCAGAAGAUGUUCAAGCCGGAGCCAGUCUGUCAACGCAGCAACUGUACCUACGCCUCCCUACAGGCUGCCCUUGCUUGAGCUUUGAGAAUCACACACACCCUUUUUUGUUUUCAACUAAUAUAUCUCCUCUAUUCUAUUUUCCUAAAUUAUGAACUUUAAAAAUAUUUUGCUCUUACAAUGACUUUCUUUCAAGUCUUGACAGAACAUUCUGUGAUUUAGAAAAUAAAUUGAAUUAAGAAAAAAAAACUUAGUCAAAUUUGGCCUUUUUCUUCCUACUAAAUUAUUAAUUUUUUCUUAAGUUAUCUUUUUUUUCUUUCUUUUUUUUUAAAAAAAAAGAUACAUUGACUUGUAAAAGAUCAUAUUGUUUGGUUGGUACAAAUCAACUUUAAAACAACACAAUGACAAUAAUUUUAGAUGAACAUUUUUGGGAAUGUCAAAAACAAAAAUUUUUUUUUUGUGUGAGAAAUAUGUAUUCAUUGUAUGACAUUUAAAAACAAUAAGUUAAUAUGAUCUUUUACAACCUGGACUUAAUGGGUGAAUCAACCUGCACACAUUGGACAAAGAGACUUGGUAUUAAUGCAGUGCUAGAACUUGGUUUGAAGAGAUGAUUUCUUUCAUAUUCAGGACACUAUUACAUCAACAAUAAAUUGACUAAGUUAGCAACACAUCUAAAAUAUGAAAUCAUGGCAAACUAAACAAAAGUUUGUGGCUUAAUUAUUAUAUAUACGCUUUGGACUUUCAUCAUGAUAGUCCCUAGUUCAAACCCUGCCAUCCUGCAGGAAGUAUGGGCUAGGAUGUAAUAAUCUUCAUGUCUGAAAGAAUUUCAGAAACAUAUUAAAAAAAAGUUUUCUACAACAAAGAAUAUGAGCAGUAGAUCUGUUUGGGUUCAGUUGACUGUUUUUGCUUUUUCAGAGAAAACUUUCCAAGAUCUCAUCUCUCACCAGUUUAGCAUUUCUUUAGAACCAUUGCCAACUGGCAAGGAUUUUUUGUUUCAGUCUUACCAAAAUAUUUUUCUGGAUUAGAAUGAAAGAAAAGAACACUAUUAAGACUGAGAACAAAUAAAUCCUUUGCGCAUUUUUUUUUAAUAGCAUGGCCCAGGCAAUUUUGAUUUUACACACAGGUGCUGGUGGUGACUUGGACAUUUUUUUGUUUUAAAUUAAAAAGUUAAAACACAUUUAGAAUAUAGAAUAAGUUGAAAAGAAAAUGGCAACAUUUUUUUCCCCAAGGAUCCAAGGUAUUCAACAUCAAUAUAAUUUUGGCUACAUGAAACAGCAAGUAAUCUCAUUUGGGUUUUGAAUUUUAAAAAAAUGGGAAUUCAAUAGUUGCCAUUUUUUUUUCAAAAGAACAAAAAAAAACUAAACUUCAAAAAGAAUAGAAGAGUUUGUUACAGAAUUAGAAAAAUAAAAAUAGCAAUAAUAGCACUAUUACAAUGAAUGUUUUAUUAGGUUGAAUAGGACCAACUGGGUUAAAAAAUAAUAAUUUUUACAAUAUUUAAUAUUAAUGAUUGCCAAAUUAGUGGGUUAUUUAACAGCAAAACAUUUUUUCUAUUUCUGCCAUAUACUUUUUUAAGGAGAGAAAUGAGAUGUUUCUUAAGAUAGGCAGCAAAUUUUUUAUUCAAAAUUUAUUUUGAUAAUUUUCAACUAACCCUAAAUUAUUAAACAAUUUAACCUGAAGGAUUCAUUUUUUGCCAUGCUUAAUGAGACUUAUUUUAUUUGUUUUUUUUAUUCAUGUGCCAAAAUCAGCUUAAUAGAAAUUAACAAUUUUUGUGUGUCCAAAUUAGUAAAAAAAAAGCUGAUUAUUUAAAAACUGUUGUUUUUUUUUUCUAACAAAUCUAAACAAAUACUGAAUUCAUUUAAAUUUAAACUUUUAUUCCAUGUUAACUUUGUAAACAAAUGCAGCUAAAUGUAUUCCUAUUUAAAAUGAAUAAAAUUAAGAUAUUAAGAUUAAAAGUAUCAAUGAAAAUGUUGAAAUAUUAAUAAAUCUUAAUUUUGUUGACACUGUUUAAUUUUUAGACCAAUAUUCUUGCAUGCAUUAAGUAAGGAAAGUAAGCUUGACUUUUCUUUUCAAAAUAUAGAAAGAAUAGUUGUUUUAAAAAAAACAAAAACAAUGUAGGCUUUGUAUUUUGUUCUACUUUUUUUAAUGAUAUGAUAACGCAAAGCUAAAGUUAUUUAAAAGUAUAUUUAUAUCAUUUUACAAUAAGAUCAACCCAGUUGUAUAAAGGCAAAAACACACAAAAUUAAUUUUAGAAUUUAUUCUCUACAGAAAUGUUAGUUGGGGAUUUUUGCAAGUAAAAAAAAAAAUGUUUUUUGUUGGUCAUUCUAUUUACUGGCAAUUGACAAGCAUUUCACAAGAUGUUUCUCAAGUUAUUUUUUUUUUCUUGGAGCAGAAUUUGAAUUUUUUAAUGUUGUAAGAAUUCAAGACAGUUUUAAGUCAGUUGAUAAUGACUUUUGACUUUAUCAUUUUUUGUAACUCGCAUCAGACUUUAAGGAUGUUUUACCACCAUCACCUCUCAGUGUUGCUUCUCCAUCUUUGUGCAUGCAAAACAAAGGAGUGACUCAUGACUUGAACAAAGCAGGAUUGAUUCAUGACUUGAACACAAAACUUUUUUUUUUCUUUUACUGAGGUGUAAAAAGUGUGUUAAUUAUGGACUCCCAUUUACAUCAGCAGAAAAGAGCAAAGAAAUAAGAGCCCAUGACCUAAAAUUGGAUAAAUUUUGUAUCCAUAUUGUUUGCAAUCAAGUCCAACCUAGUGGUCAGUAUGAAGGAUCAACUGUAAAGCUCAAUUAGCAGGAAGUAACUUCAUACUUUUGCACCUCAUUGAUUAGAUUUAUCCCCCUUUUUUUCUUCCAAAUUAUUUUCUCUCUUCCCUUCCCAGCAAUUUUUUUCUCUCUUGUUAGCUCAAAGUUUUCUUUCUUGAAUUGAAGAUUUUGUUUCUCUGUAAAGAAAGUGAUUGUUUGAGGUAACAACCAACACAAACCUGAAAAUCCCUUGUCUCUACCAUGUCUCAAAGCUCAAAGGUCAAGGGUAAGAGUUACUGCAUGCUUUUAAAAAACAUGCACCAUAUUGAUGUAUCGUUAUAUUGCAUGCACUAUGUUUAAAAGUCCUGAUAUUCGAUGAAAGAUAAGUAUCUUGAUUUGUCAGACUGGUACCACAAUAUUUUGUUUCUCUGCAAUAUGUGUACAUAUAUAAUAUAUAUAAGCUCAAUAAUCAAAUGAACUCUAUUGUGUUCAAAGUUACUUUACAAAUUGUACUCUUAAGAUUUCUGGAAACUCUGCAACAUGUCUCUGACCUAGUUCUGGUAGCAAAGAAAAGAAAAAAAAUUUAAAUUUUUAUAUUCCUGAUUACAUGCAGGCACUGUUGUUUUUUUUGUUGUUGUUGAAAGUAAUACUGAUUUGAUAUUGUAUUUGAUACAUUGAAAUAAACAAGAGUUCUAGAAACAAGUUUUAUAUUUCAAUGUUUGAUGACUUGGAAGGGGCAACACCUUGGAUCCUGACAAAUUUUUUAAAAAGUAUGAAAAGUGCAUCAUGAUACAUUCAUCAAAUGUUCAACAAGUUUGUGCUUUCUGAGUCAUUCAACAUUUGUUUAAGAUCAUUCAAACUGUCAUUGAUGAUCAAUAUGUGAUCAAUAUUUGAACAUUCUGUUUUGAAUUUAUUGUUUUAAUAGUGUUUUGUUGGUCUUUUUUGUUACCAACUACUGCAUUUGAUACCUUUUAAAAUAAGCCCAUUGUUAGGUAUCAUAUUUUCAGAGAUUGAUAGGUCUUUAAAUUCUCUUUCUUGUUAACAUAGUGUUUGUGUUGACCAGUUUGAAAUACAUGAAAUAAAAGCAGCACUUGAGAAUUGUUAUGUAACAGAUUGAAACAGCAAAUAAAAUGACCAAUUUGAAACAUAA
Molecule: messenger RNA, 5766 nt
Organism: Biomphalaria glabrata
Lineage: Eukaryota; Metazoa; Mollusca; Gastropoda; Planorbidae
Product: 5-aminolevulinate synthase-like
Exons: 12
Coding region: 302-1957 (551 amino acids)
Biological process (GO): heme biosynthetic process; erythrocyte development; hemoglobin biosynthetic process
Cellular component (GO): mitochondrion; mitochondrial matrix
Molecular function (GO): pyridoxal phosphate binding; 5-aminolevulinate synthase activity
Source: RefSeq, a predicted model, not a curated record